AUGGUCGGCGACGCCCAGAUCGGCAAGACGUCGCUCAUGGUCAAGUACGUCGAGGGCAGCUGGGACGAGGACUACAUCCAGACGCUCGGCGUCAACUUCAUGGAAAAGACAAUCUCCAUCCGCAACACCGAAAUCACCUUUUCCAUCUGGGAUCUCGGCGGCCAGCGCGAGUUUGUCAACAUGCUGCCCCUCGUCUGCAACGACGCCGUCGCCAUCCUCUUCAUGUUCGACCUCACGAGGAAGAGCACGCUCAACAGCAUCAAGGAGUGGUACCGCCAAGGCCGGGGCUUCAACAAGACGGCCAUCCCGCUCCUCGUCGGCACAAAGUACGACCACUUUGUCAACUUUCCCCUCCAGGACCAGGAGGAGAUCUCGAAUCAGGCCAUACGCUUCGCCAAGGCCAUGAGGGCCUCGCUCAUCUUUUCGAGCACGAGCCACAGCAUCAACGUGCAAAAGAUCUUCAAGAUUGUCCUGUCGAAAGCCUUCGAUCUCAAGUGCACCAUCCCGGAGAUCGAAAACGUCGGCGAGCCCCUCUUGCUCUUCGUCGGCCGCAUCUCGAGUCGAGCCUCUCGCGUGGCCUCGACACCAUCCGUCGCCUUGGCCGGCCGCGCCCGAGACGAAACCCGCCCACGCCGGCCGAGCGGCCUGUCCUCGUCGACGGCCGACGGCAACGGCCAUGCGUCCGCCUCGUCCCGCCGCCGACCUCUGGAUGCUCAUUUCUUGCGUGACCUUCGACCGCGACCACCUUGCCCGUUCCUGUUCCUGCUCCCCCCGCCGGCCGCGCCGAGGCGGGCGCACGAUGUCCGCCUCCUGCGGCGAAAGCAACGCCGCCUUGUUGACCUGGGCGACGCGUCGCCGCCGGCUGCGCGGGGCGAGCGGCCGACCUCGCCGAGCGGGCGGAACCCGACGAUGGCGACUCGCGUGGGAACCGCGCCCAUGUCGAGCAUCGAGCGGCAUGUCGAGGGACGAGCACGACCGACCGACCGACCCAAGGGGGCCGCCGUCUCUCCAAGCUGCGAGUGUUCAUCGUCAUCCGCAAAGGUCCGCGUGUUCAUCGAAGCGGGCUUCGUCGUGACCGUCUGGUUCCCCCAUCCACGCAGCGGCAAGAAAUCGGCAUCGCAGCUUGUUCAUGGUGCGGGCAAGGAAAUGAGCUUCCGUCCAUCGCAGGUGAAGCCCAUGGCCGAACCCGUCACGUAA
Drechmeria coniospora is the source of this 1197-nucleotide messenger RNA. RefSeq lists its product as uncharacterized. Gene Ontology annotation, molecular function: GTPase activity; GTP binding. NCBI's taxonomy places the organism in Eukaryota, Fungi, Ascomycota, Sordariomycetes, Hypocreales, Ophiocordycipitaceae. The record is from RefSeq and is a predicted model, not a curated record. Gene Ontology annotation, biological process: regulation of exit from mitosis. Bases 1 to 1197 code for a protein of 398 amino acids. Gene Ontology annotation, cellular component: spindle pole body. The transcript is spliced from 6 exons.